AUUUAUUCAAGCUGUAUGGGCCUUUUCUUCGAAGAUGCUCGGCCCAAAACGAACAGCGCACACAAAAACGUUGUAGCGGAAGCAGAAGCGGAAGCAGAAGCAGAAGAAGAGUCGGCGAUGAGUAUCUUGAAAUUUUGCCGAGAAUGCAACAACAUAUUGUACCCAAAAGAGGACAAGGAGACUCGCACCCUCCUCUACGCUUGCCGCAACUGCGAUCAUCAGGAGGUCGCUGACGACAACAUUGUCUAUAAAAUGGAGAUACGCCGGCCUGUUCGUAAAGGAACUGAGAUUUUACACGAUGCGGCGGCUGACGCUAGUCUUCCUCGUACUAGGAGUGUUAAAUGCGCCAACUGCAACCAUCCGGAAGCCGCCUUUUUCCAGACGCCCGAAUGGAUGAUUAAUACUGAUUAAGAAGUUUUCUUGGCGACCGCCAAGGGAGAAGAGGGCAUGACGCUGUUCUUCAUGUGCUGCAAUCCAAGCUGCGGCCACAGGUGGAGAGAUUGAUGGAAUUACUUCAUGCUAACUACUUAAAGUUGGCGAUGCAUCGCCGUUCCUUCUUGAACAGUUAACGGUCAUGUUUUAGUAAAUUUCAAACGAUGUUCUUAGUUCGACCUAAAUCAGUAGUAAUUCUGUUAUGGCUGUAACGCAGAAUGGAAAAAACUAGUUUUUAUAUGUGAUCAGAAAUAUUGCUUCUUAUGGCUUGAAUGUGAAUGCAUCAUUGGAAGCGAAUUUUCGUAAA
This is a messenger RNA of Ananas comosus (pineapple), 739 nucleotides long. Its product is annotated as DNA-directed RNA polymerases II, IV and V subunit 9A-like. The record is from RefSeq and is a predicted model, not a curated record. Gene Ontology annotation, molecular function: zinc ion binding; DNA-directed RNA polymerase activity; nucleic acid binding. Gene Ontology annotation, biological process: DNA-templated transcription; transcription-coupled nucleotide-excision repair; maintenance of transcriptional fidelity during transcription elongation by RNA polymerase II. Gene Ontology annotation, cellular component: RNA polymerase II, core complex. The transcript has 5 exons. Bases 16 to 411 code for a protein of 131 amino acids. NCBI's taxonomy places the organism in Eukaryota, Viridiplantae, Streptophyta, Magnoliopsida, Poales, Bromeliaceae.